Molecule: messenger RNA, 1071 nt
Organism: Notolabrus celidotus (New Zealand spotty)
Lineage: Eukaryota; Metazoa; Chordata; Actinopteri; Labriformes; Labridae
Product: gastrula zinc finger protein XlCGF8.2DB-like
Biological process (GO): regulation of transcription by RNA polymerase II
Cellular component (GO): nucleus
Molecular function (GO): DNA-binding transcription factor activity, RNA polymerase II-specific; RNA polymerase II cis-regulatory region sequence-specific DNA binding
Source: RefSeq, a predicted model, not a curated record
AUGGUUCCUGUAGGCUUAGUGUUUCCUGAAGAUGUCCAGCAGCUGUCAGGGAUUACAGAAGAGCCUCCUGAACACCAGGAGUGGAGCUCCCGUCUGGACCAGGAGGACACGAAGCCUCCGCACAUUAAAGAGGAACUCUGGAGCAGUCAGGAGGGAGAGCAGCUGCAAGGACUGGAGGAGGAUGAUACCACAAAGGGGACCAGAGAGAAUCAGUCAGGAUUAAACUCAGUUAAAAAUAAGAAGGUGAAGGCUGAGAGACCACACAGCUGCUCUGAGUGUGGUAAAAAAUUUAACUGUCAAGGAAAUCUGAUCAGACACAAGGUAGUUCACACAGGAGAGAAACCCUUCGGCUGUUCAGAGUGCAGGAAAAGGUUCACACAGAAAGAUCAUCUGAUCCGGCACAGAGUGGUUCACACAGGAGAGAAACCCUUCGGCUGCUCUGACUGCGGGAAAAGAUUAACACAAAAAAUGUAUCUGACACGUCACAUGGCAAAUCACAGGGAGGAGAAACCCUUCAGCUGCUCUGAGUGUGAUAACAGAUUCAACAGAAAGUCUGAUCUGAUCACUCACAUGGUUCAUCACACAGAGCUGAAACCCUUCAGCUGCUCUGAGUGUGAUAACAGAUUCAACAGAAAGUCUGAUCUGAUCACUCACAUGGUUCAUCACACAGAGCUGAAACCCUUCAGCUGCUCUGAGUGUGAUAAAAGAUUCAACAGAAAGUCUGAUCUGAUCACUCACAUGGUACAUCACACAGAGCUGAAACCCUUCAGCUGCUCUGAGUGCAGUAAAAAGUAUUACAAUAAAAGCAGUCUGGCCAGACAUGUGCUAGUUCACACAGGAGAGAGACCCUUUAUCUGCUCUGUUUGCAGCAAAACAUUUAAACAACAAGCGCAUCAGACUUCACACAUGCUGGUUCACACGAGAGAGAAACCCCUCGGCUGCUCCGAGUGCAGUAAAAGGUUUUACUGCAAAUGGCAUCUGACCUCACAUGUGCUGGUUCACACGAGAGGGAGAGAGAAACGCUACGGCUGCAGUGUUUGUGAGCAAAGAUUACAGGUGCAUAUCGAUUAA